AUGUAUUUAACACGGUCAUCAUCGAUACUCUAUCAAAUAUUAAAUAAAGCUUUAAAUUAUUCAUUAAAGAAAAAAGAUGAAAAACAAUUUAUCAAUGUACGACUUCAACUAUUAGAUCAACAAUAUUGUUUAGAAAUGGAUCGACAAUUAUGGCAAUCCUAUUUAGAUAUUGGUUUACAACAACAUUUAUGGCCGGUAAGUUUUUUAUUUUAUAUUAAAAUCAGUCUUAUAUUUUAUUUGUUUUGAAUUAAUAUUAAGGAUCAAUUUUAUACAAUGGCAAAGACAAACGAUUUCGAUUUAUGUAAACAAUAUGUAAUGAAUUAUAUAGAAAAUAAUAAAAAGCAAUUGAAUCAUUGUAAAUUUGAAUUAACAAAA
Molecule: messenger RNA, 375 nt
Organism: Adineta ricciae
Lineage: Eukaryota; Metazoa; Rotifera; Eurotatoria; Adinetida; Adinetidae
Source: the annotation of a GenBank genome assembly